Molecule: messenger RNA, 5565 nt
Organism: Melopsittacus undulatus (budgerigar)
Lineage: Eukaryota; Metazoa; Chordata; Aves; Psittaciformes; Psittaculidae
Product: leishmanolysin-like peptidase
Exons: 17
Coding region: 37-2064 (675 amino acids)
Biological process (GO): proteolysis; cell adhesion
Cellular component (GO): cytoplasm; membrane
Molecular function (GO): metalloendopeptidase activity
Source: RefSeq, a predicted model, not a curated record
UGCCUCCAUGGCGACGCGGCGGAAGGGCAGCUGAAGAUGGCCGCCGAGCCAGGCGAUGGGCGCUUCGGGCCGCGCCGCUGUUGCCGGCAGCUGCUGGCCGCUGUUACCGCCGCGCUGCUGUUGCUGCCGCUUCUGGGCUGCGGCAGUGUCGCCGCCUUUUCUCCCUUCUCUUCCUCGUUCUGUCACCACCGCGUGCCCAGCGGCGAGGAGGUUGUCUACCAAGUCCCUCUGAAGGAAAAUCAUGUCUUGAAGAGAAAUGUGGAUCAGCAGCUAAGAAUUAACAUUACAUACGACAGAAGUGUUGAGGAUUUGCUACCUGAGAAAAGACACCUUAUAAAGAGCAAACUUUUUCCACAAGCUAUAUCUUAUUUGGAGAAAACAUUUCAAGUACGCAAAUCCACGGGUACUAUAUUACUAAGCAGGCAGUGUGCCACAAACCAAUACUUAAGGAGGAAAGCAGACCCUCAUAGAUACUGCCGAGGGUCCUGUGCAGACCACACAAGGUGUGGGCCAGUCAUAGUUCCUGUGAAACAUCUCCAGCAAUGCAGGGUGUGCAGUGAGAAUGAAUGGCACUGUGGGCCCACCGGCUUACCUGACCAAGAAGGGGUUCGAGACGCUGACUUUGUACUUUACGUUAGUGCUCUCACUACUGAAAGGUGUGGCCAUGAAAAUAUCAUUGCAUAUGCAGCCUACUGCCAACUGGAAGCUGAAAUGGACAGGCCAAUAGCAGGAUAUGCUAACUUGUGUCCAAAUAUGAUUUCAACACAAGCUCAGGAGUUCGUUGGCAUGUUAUCUACAGUGAAACAUGAGAUUAUCCAUGCACUGGGUUUCUCAGCUGGUCUGUUUGCAUUUUAUCGUAAUGAUGAUGGAAAACCUCUGACAACAAGAUAUGCGGAUGGACUCCCUCCCUUUAAUGAAAGUCUAGGUUUGUAUCAGUGGAGCAAUAAAGUCGUUCAUAAAGCAGUGAGGUUAUGGGACAUACGUGGAGGGAAAAUGCUGCGCCAUACUGUUUAUCUUCUGGUAACACCUCGUGUAGUUGAAGAAGCUCGAAAACAUUUUAAUUGUCCAAUUCUAGAGGGAAUGGAGCUUGAAAAUCAAGGUGGCAUGGGUACUGAGCUCAAUCACUGGGAAAAAAGACUGUUGGAGAAUGAAGCAAUGACUGGAUCCCAUACACAGAAUCGAGUCUUUUCCAGGAUCACCUUAGCCUUAAUGGAAGAUACAGGUUGGUAUAAAGCAAAUUACAGCAUGGCAGAGAAAUUAGAUUGGGGACGCAAUAAAGGCUGUGACUUUGUGAUGAAGAGCUGUAAAUUCUGGAUUGACCAAAAGAGACAAAAGAGGCAAUUAAUCAGUCCAUACUGUGACACUCUGAGGAGUAAUCCUUUGCAGUUAACCUGCAGGCAGGACCAAAGAGCAGUAGCAGUGUGCAACUUGCAGAAGUUUCCAAAGCAGUUACCUCAGGAGUAUCAGUAUUUUGACAGUCUUGAUGGAGUACCAGAGGAAGAGUUGCCUUAUUAUGGUGGCUCAGUAGAAAUCGCUGACUAUUGUCCCUUUAGUCAAGAAUUCAGUUGGCAUUUAAGUGGCGAAUUUCAACGCAGCUCAGAUUGCAGAAUAAUUGAAAACCAACCAGAUCCUACCAAAAACUAUGGUGCAGAGAAGUAUGGACCAAACUCUGUAUGUCUGAUUCAGAAAUCUGCUUUUGUCAUGGAACAGUGCAGGAGGAAACUCAGUUACCCUGACUGGGGUAGUGGAUGUUACCAAGUUUCUUGUUCUCCACAAGGGCUGCACGUGUGGGUCAAGGACAUGGCGUACUUGUGCAGCCGCUCAGGUCAGGUGUUAACUGUGAGCAUUCAGAUGAAUGGCUGGAUACACGUCGGGAAUCUGAUUUGUCCAGCCUGUUCAGACUUCUGUGACUCCUGUCCCCCAGAGCGGGAUCCUCCGUCUUCUAAUUUAACAAGAACUGCACCAAUCGACUUAUGCUCCUGCUCAUCUGGUCUGGUUGUAACCCUUUGGCUGUUGAUGGUGAAUUUAAUUCCCCUGCUAACAGGAUUAUUUCUCUGCGCAUAGAGUUAAGCAUGGGGCAAGAAGCUGUUCCAAGAUGAUACACCAUUGUGUUGCACUCCUUAUUAUGGAGCAUGGAGUUUUUUUUGUCUCUGCAGGCAGCUGUCUUCUGCUGAAACUCAUCUCUCCUGGCAAGUAUUGGUGCAGACAGCUGUCAUGAAGGUGCUGACAAAAGCAGGCAGAGUCUGAGAGGAGAAAAAUUUACUUUGUCAUCUCAAUAAGUGCCAGUAUUUUCCUGAAUUCCAAUCUUUGACUUACCUUUUUUUUGAGGCAGUAACAAGAUGCACUCUGCUGACUGCAUUACACUACCUGGCAAUUCCGUCAAGAUUUGAAGCAAGAACUCUUCUGUUGUAGAACUGAGCAUUUGGGUUUUUUUUGUUAUGACCUCUGUGUGACUGGCAGCAAAGCAUCCUCAACUAGAAAUAUACCUCAGCGGUUUAGUCAAAAGCCAUGUAAAAAUUGGUUGUGACCACUGCUAAUAACCCAGGCCCAAAUAGGUGUGGGGAUUAUUUUGUGGUUUUGCCAAUUCCUACAAAUUAUGGGAGGAAGAAAUAAUUUAAUAGAGUAGACCAGUUGUUGGCCAUUGCCCCACGACUGGAUUCUGCAGUCUUGAGGCUUCUCAGAUUUCAUACUAGUUUGCAGUGAAGUGACUAAUUCUUGGGGUUCACUUAAACCUUCCUAGCUGCACAAAGCAGAAUUUCAGACUGGUAACCAAGACAACUUUCUGGCAAUCCCAUUCUCAUUCAGUAUGUGCCAGUUCUACUGUGAGAUCAAAUACAUCAGAUGUUUGAAUAUUCUCUUGCUAGGCAAAGGCUUUUCAGUACUGACACCCAAUCUGUAAAAUUGGGGUAGGAUUUCUACUUGUUUUUCAUUUUGUUGGUUUGUUUCUUAAAUAAUGGAAUUUUUUCUUUUAAGCAGUAUGAACAUCAGUGCGGCUGUUCUUACUUUUUGUUGAAGGGCAAACAAGUAGCAAUGGCAGCUAUAAUCUUACAGUACCAUGUGAGUUCUCUAAACCAAAAAUGGUAUUGAAUGCGUAAAGAAAUAUUUCUUUAGCUUUUUUUUUUUUCCCUCCAUUUUUUUUUUGGACAUAUAGGUACUAUGGAUUGAGUAUUUCUAAGAAGUUGAGAAUUGGACAUUUUGAACCACAUGGGGGCACAGCUUGCUAUAAAGUUAAUCACUUGAUGGACAAAAUAUGUAAGAGGAAAGAAAGGAGUAAAAUCUGUCUACCUAAGCACAGCUGCUCUAUAGAAUACUUGUAAGGAUGUUUGUAUUUGUUUCUGACUCUAUAAUGUAUAGCAAAUAAUCCUGUUUGGGUUUUUUAUUUAAAGAAACUCUUACAGCACCACUGAGGUGAGUAAGCUGCAACCUAAAACUGUCUGAAGGCAUCACAGUCAAGAGAGUACCUUGCACUGGGCUAGUUCCCCUUCUUAACUGCAGGUUAAGUUUGCUUUGAAUUAUACAAGGCUAGCCUUAAGCAGGUGUUUCUGAGAAGCAAUACAAAUUAGAAAUGCUUUAAAUAUGUACAAAUUCCAAUUAAGAAACACUCAGAUUAAUAAGUGAACACUUAUUAUUUUAAUAUAUGCACAAUCAGCAGUCAGAGUCAAUUGAUUCCUUGAAAACAGAAAGGUUUGAGAAUACAUCUUAGGUCCCAGAGGUUGAUGUUGUAUUUUUUGUCUGUUGUGCAAUAAUACAGUUUAAAUGGUAUCACUCAACAAAACAAUGCUUUUGAUACUUGAAAAGAAAUUAUUGGUUAUUUUUUCUUACUGUGAAAUAUUUGCACUGUCUGAACUUUCUGGUUAACUUUAUAACUUAAACUUUUUUACUGGUGUUAAUUUAUUGUGCUCGGUAUUUGAUAUGCUGGUCUCCUGUCUGUGUGUGAAAUUUGUCAUAUUUAAUUGAAUUUUUUUGUCUUCAACACAGUUGUUUAUCUUGAGGGUUUUUCUUUUAUUCUCUCCAUAAGAAUUACUGGGAGAUGGUUCAAAAAAUCAGUGCUCACCUACUUCUGAAUUGUAUGUGUGCUCUAAUGAAAGAGGCCAUAGUGUGUUGCACCCACGGGGGAAAACCUGCCUGCCUGUCAGAGCUCUUAUAGUCAGGUUCACCUGGCUUAGCUGAGUAGCUGCAUCAGUGAAGUAAAGCUAUUACUGCCUUAAUAAUCUGAAAUAUCAGUCAUAACUUCUUUGAUGUGCAGCCCUUCAACUGGCUGUGAACUGCAGAACUGAAUGUAGCUUUGGGGAGUCCGGCAAGGAAGGUGCUUUAGCCAGCAAAAUCCAACACGUUCUGUCCUGUCAGUGCAAUAGCAGCUGUAGCCAUGUUGGAACUGCCAAGAGAUGUGUUGAGUUCAAGGUAAAGUGAGAAUGAAUUGAUGACUGUCAAGAAGAGUAUUUGAGUAAAACUGACUACCUCAGUUCUGUUUGAUUUAAGCUUGUAGACUGCUGUGAACUUCCAAAUCUUAAAAUGAAGUAAAAACAUGUCUCAGGUUUUUAAGAGCAAAAUAAAUACUGUAGGAACCAUAAGCCAUUUCUGACGGUAGAACACAGCUACAACUGCAGCUUAAACUAAUCAAUUAUGUAGCUUUAAGAAUCGUUUGCCCUGUAAAAGCCAGUAUUGGCUUUGAAUAAACACAAAGCUUGCAGGCACCUACUUUAGGUGUCCUGACCCUUAUUGUGGCAAGUCCAUCCUAAUGCAUCUCUGAUGUGAGAAAACUGAAAUACAGCCCAAACACUCCUUUGUGUGUUCACCAGUGGAGGUGGGGCAGCAGGAGCCCUGGUUAUGGUACUCAGAGAUGAGGGAGUUACCUUGUCUAUAGCAGAAACAUGUUCAGUGGGUAAUGCCCACAGGUUUAGUUUUUUAAAACAUUCCAUGUUUGCUCAUGGAAGUAAAUUAGUCUUGCAGUCUUUUUUCUUUACCCCUGUAGUUCCAAUCUGUAGUGGCUCAAGUAGAGGUCGAGGGAAGUCAUAAUUUAGGAAGACAUUUUUCUAAUGUUUCAAAUAAUUAUGAUGAACAUGCAGCAAGUAAAAUCACACUGAAAACUGGAAACCCAUUGCUCUUGAAAUAAGUUGAGAUCUUGGGAGACUGUCACAACUUUGCAUGUAGGUUAAUUACAGAGAACUUCCUAGGUGUGACUUUCAGCCGGCUGAGCAGGUCACAGUCUUUCCCCUGCAAGAUGUAACAUUCUUUAGGAUUUGGGUCUAUUUGUAAGCCGAAUAAUGUGAUCUUGUACUACGAGACUUCCAAAACACAAAUGUUGCCUUUUUAAUGUGAAGCUUACCUUGGAGGUAAAACAACUGUUGUGAGAGAACUGGCUGACCUUGAACAUGUGUUUCCUAUUUUAGUACAGAAUGUAAAUACAGAACAAAUUAUUUUACAUAGAUUUUGAUGGGAUUGAGAUAUAAGGGCUAAUUUUUAUUAUUUAUGGAGUAAAAAUUUCCUUAUUUUACUGUUUAAAACAAGUAUAUCAUUCAAGAGAAGGAAAAAAUGUUCAUCAAUAAAAUGUCUUUAGAAAAUUGA